This is a messenger RNA of Nematocida homosporus, 1278 nucleotides long. RefSeq lists its product as uncharacterized. The transcript has a single exon. The coding region runs from base 1 to 1278 and encodes 425 amino acids. NCBI's taxonomy places the organism in Eukaryota, Fungi, Microsporidia. The record is from RefSeq and is a predicted model, not a curated record.
AUGAGUUUGAAGUGUGUAUUAUUAAUGAGAACCUGUUGUAUUCUGGCCGUACUGAGUGUGUUGUUGGGUGGUGCAGAUAGCAAACCAAACCAACCCGAUAGUGACCAACAGAAGCUCAAAAUAAUAGCCGCCUUAACAGAACUUGGGGUAAUUAAUGAAACAACGGAUUACACUUUGGCAGAAUCUGACGAGCCAAGUCUUGAUGCGGAAGCCACCCGAUGGGACCUUAAGCUCAACUCAAAGAAAGCACCAACAAAUAAUGUUUGUCUUAUUGGCUUGGGUAUAUGCCCAAUACUAGGCACUCCAUCCGAUGCAUUGCAAAGUUUCAUAGCAGAUUCGAAUUCGGAAAAGCUGGUCGUAGACAGUAGAACAAAGGAUCUAUUUGCGACUGGGAAGGCAAUGUCCAAAACAUCCAAGCCGAUAAAAGCAUUCGUAUACUUACUCAACGCCAAGCGUUCCUUUGCCAUCAAAAUAAUGUUUAGGGACCUUACACUCCCAAAGACCUGCCCAGUUUUACAGCACAAUACUCACUUCGUGUCUGCCGAUAUUUCCAAUACCAUAAUAUCGCUUUCUUGGUCAAUUAACAUACUAGACGAUGCCAAGUAUUGGAGGAAAGUACUUAGAAAGAUUGAGACGAUCUUUAUUGACAAACAGAAUAGCAUAACCAAAUCCAUACCAGAAGUAAAACAAAUGCAGACCAAGCAAAGAGCAGAUAUAAUAGCACUCAAGAACAGAACAAUCGCUAUUUUAAAAGACUUCGGGUUAAUUAGCGAGUCAGUACCAUAUAAUUUGAUUCAAUUGCCUAGUCCAAGUGAGAUACACAACGAUGUUAUUUGGAAACUUAGCUUCGACACAAAGAACUCUGAUCAACUUGUAGACAGUUUUUAUAUCCACCUAUCUUCUUAUUGUGCUGUUCGUGAGCUCAUCUAUCCAGAGAAACACUCUAUAGAGUUAUCGACAGUUCUACAACCGACGACAAGUUGGACAAUUAGAGGACUAACAACAACUGACAAGAAUUCCAGCCAAAUACGCUUAUUGGCUUCUCUGUUACAAGCUAAGCUCCUUCAUGGGGUUGUAAUCCAAACCAGCAUGGACCUCCUGAAAACCACCACAGCUUCAAAUCCCAGUACUUUGUCCGCGGCCAAGAAUAUGCCAGAUAAGCCGAUGGUUUAUGAGCUUAGCUGGGCUUUUACCAUAACAUACAACCUCAAAGAGUGGGGAUCAAUAAUUAAAAAGGCCAAACAAGAGCACAAACUGGCAAUACAGGUCAAAAAGUAA